AUGAAUCCACUGACAGACAAAGUGCUCGUGGCCAAGGAGGCGCUCGCUGUAGCGCUCGGCGACAAUUGGGAGCUCUACCGGGGCAACAUGAAGAACUGGUUUCGCAACCGCUGGACCAAAGAGGAGUUCGACUGUGAGAGUCGCAAAAUUUUGACACCUGAGAAACUGCAUUUGCACAAUCAAUUGUUGCUGGCGCUGCUGAAUAAAAUCGAUGCUUUUGCACCACCCGAAACAGUUGCUGCACUGCAACAACAUCACACCAGCUCAGGCCGCUCAGGUCCCAACAGCAGCAGUAGCCGGAAACGGAAGCGCAGUUCUCGGACUUUUGCCGAACGCUUCACGUUCGAAUUAUGCGACGUGCUUAAUUUUGUGAAUGAAGAUAAUAUGCAGCUCAUACGACCACCUUCUUUGGCUGGCGAUCAACAGGGAAUGCAGCAGCAACAACAGCAACAGUUGCCCACACAACGCUAUUGCGCCCAGGAAUUGUUUCUACCCGAUGCUGGUUUCAUUAUGGGACGUUUUCUAAUUGGUGCCUGGGAGAUUGGCCUCAUCUCUGUGGAUGACAGCGUGGCCGAGUACGUGGCAAUGGCUGUGCAGGUGCUGCUCAAGGAUCUGCUGUCUGCCAUCAUUAAGAAGCGCAAGCAUUACAAGACCAGCGGCGAGGGCAACUUCUACUAUGAUGUGGGGGCCCAGUUGCGGGAUCCAUCGCUGCGUAACACAGUGACAAGGCAAAAGGUGGACGACACGCCGCUGGAGCACGACAAGGAGCUGAACACAGCGAACUUUAUGCGGCGACAAAACGAUGACAUUGUCUUUCUUUCCGCCUGCGAACAAGUGUUGCCCUGCGAACGCACUGUGAUUACGCUCAAGGAUUGCCAGCUCGCUUUUCAAGAUCGUAAUCUCAUUGGUUCCCAUGCUGUCUAUUCCAUCAACAAGGAGCGUCUUAAUAUGAUGAUGCACUAAGAUUGGACUUACCCAC
This is a messenger RNA of Drosophila sulfurigaster albostrigata, 979 nucleotides long. Its product is annotated as transcriptional adapter 1-like. Lineage: Eukaryota; Metazoa; Arthropoda; Insecta; Diptera; Drosophilidae. Gene Ontology annotation, molecular function: transcription coactivator activity. The record is from RefSeq and is a predicted model, not a curated record. The coding region runs from base 1 to 963 and encodes 320 amino acids. Gene Ontology annotation, cellular component: SAGA complex. Gene Ontology annotation, biological process: regulation of transcription by RNA polymerase II. The transcript has 2 exons.